AUGGAAGAGGUAUUGCGACAACCACAGCGGUCCAUAUCCUCUACUGUGGCUGCCUGGGGCAGGACCCAGCACGAAUUGCCGGCAGAGGCAGUUUUGGACAGAACGAUGGCACAUUUGGAUGCCACGACGGCCGAAACUCUGCGCGACAACUUCAGCUGGCUCAAAGAGCUCUUACAGCGACGCCCUGCUAGAAACGACAGAGCCUGGAUUCUUACCACGGGCAACCAACAUUGUCCGGACAAGCAGCGCCUUCAACAGCAGUUGCGCCCCCAUGUCCUGGAGAGGCUACGACAACGCCUCCCGGAGCCAUUGGCCCUGGAAGCUGCAGACACCUUCACCAACAUGGCUACGUCCCUGUGGUACCAAGACUUCCUUACGGCGAUGUUUCCUUGGCUCACAGCGGAGGAACAAUUGCAGUUCCAACAGUGGUUUCAGGACUAUGAGUGGAAUCAAUACCUCUCCUUGCCACCUUCAGCAGCGGCCCUGGCCCGGAUGGAUGAGACUGGAGAGGAAGUUGACCGCAACGCUUUACCGAGAGGAUCCGCGGAUCCCGUGCCGCCGCCACCGCCGUCAUGGUUGGAGAUCAGCUUGGUCGAGCAUCUCCUGAAGCUAGCAACACCUACCUUCCAAGCCAACCCGACAGUGGUUAGUUUGCCGACUGCGGCCAGGCCAAGUGUGCUCUGGACUACACCAGUCCUGCCCGCAGAAGCACACUAUGCCCGGCCCCAGUUCCCGCCUUGCCUUAUGGUUCUUUUGGGUUCUAUCCGCAGUGGCUUGACGCUGAGCACGGCCUCUGGCAAACGUAGACUAGCACAUCUACGCCUGGAGACCCAGCCUGCCAUUGACCUGUUGGGCAUGUACCAACACGCUUGGGACCCAGGUCUGAAACAAUGGACGGGCAGUUCCGAGGAACGUGUCCAGCAGCUGCUGCAAAGUCGCGCGGACUUUUGGGAAUCUAUGCGAAAGUGGGUGCGAGCGGUUCCACGCCGCAACCAGCUUCUCAUAGCAGGCGAUGCCAACGCCACCCUACGCCCUCAACCGCCCUACGUAGGCUUUGUAGGCGGUAUGCAGCUCUCAUUAGACCUGGCAAAAGCCUACGACCGGCUUCCGCGCACCACGCUCGUCGCAGCCCUGCGUCGCGUCCAUGCAGACCCAGACCUCAUAGCGCUAAUCCUCACCAUUCACGACAAUGCCUGCUUGGUCAUUGAACGUUUUCAGGAGAGAGCGAGGGUAGGCAUGGGCCGAGGCAUCCGCCAAGGAUGCGGACUGUCUCCACUGCUGUGGAUCUGUUUUACCAUUCUGGUGCAUGAUCAGCUGUCCACAUAUUUGCCAGCAGGCAGCAUUACUAGCUACGCAGAUGAUUUCCACGUUCAAUGGAGCUUCAGCCAUUCGCGAGAGUUCAAGGCGGCAUGUCACACUUUGCCUCGUAUCAUCGCAGACCUUGACACACUAGGUAGAGAAGCAGCCCAGCUACUGAAGACCUAUACAUGCCGCAGACCCCAGGGCCGAAUGCUGAUCGUCCAGCACCCGAGCGGUGAACUGUACGGCAUUUCAGCCACGGGCAUUGACGCCGUAAGUGCAGCCAAGUUUGAAGGGCAGCUGCUGAAACAACUCCGCACUGUUAAAGCGCUGCAACCGAUUGUUAAGGAGUGGCUCAAGCAACGGAGCAGGCUGCAGCGCCCUUGUGAGUUUUGCGAGGCCUGGUACCAGGUCAGUCCCGACUUCCCUAUGGCAGCUCAAGCAGACCAACAGCUGCUGGAAGCCCGCGCAGAGCUGGCUCAGUUCUCGGCGCUGCACUCCAGGACACCAGCAACAACGGCUCCCCCAUCCGAAGCGGGGACGGACAUGGAGCUCGACCGGGACAAGAGGAGCGCAGACCACCACAGGCCGGAGAACCCGACCAAGUUCGCCAAGGGGGAGAACAAGGGCGACAAACAACUGUCGUUUGCCUCGGCCCCCACGGGGAAGGGACAGUCCCUGGCAGCGAACCAGAAGCUCGGGGAGCCGGACCAGGAGGAGGCCAACAAGACGAACGACCCGGGCACUGGCUCCACAGACUUGGCCAAGCCCGAUCGCAACAGGCGCAGCCCAGCCCGCGAGACCGGAAAGUGGGGAAGCCAGGGAUGGUGGGGCGCACGCCGCGGGCAAAGCCAAAGGCAGGGCCGUCGCGACCGAGACGGGGACGAGGACCUCAAGGAGCUGGUGAAGCAGAUGGGAAGGUUGGUUUUAAGGUUGGAGGACUCCCAGACCAUAGCCAGCCUCGACACGCAGUUCAUCAUGUUCAUCGGGACGGUAGCCGAUCACAAGGGUUGGUCCCUGACUGCGAACCUCUACCGGGUAGCACAGGAGUGGAACCAGCAGAAAGAACAAGCCCCCGAGACCCUCACCCAGCCGCUACGCGUUGUGCUCCUGCAUUCCUUCCUGGAAGUCCUCUACCACAAGAUCGAGGCCAUGGAGGAGGACCAAGAUUUGAGGCGGGCUCGAGAAUUGGGCCUGGUACAGGACCUGGAAACUGCCCCGGCCUACCCGUACUUGCGCUGGGACAAUCAAGAGAAGCGCCACAAGCAGGAGACAAUGGCGCCGCUCAGCCACCAGGAUGCCAAGGUGGUGGUCAAGAUGUUGCAGAAUUUGACAGCGUGCCCGAACGUUAUCGGCCGCUUUCAUGCCCUGCACAAACUGGCUCCCCAGCACGCUGCCGAAGUUAUUCCUUUCAGUUUGCAAAUUCAGAACCG
Molecule: messenger RNA, 2732 nt
Organism: Symbiodinium necroappetens
Lineage: Eukaryota; Dinophyceae; Suessiales; Symbiodiniaceae
Source: the annotation of a GenBank genome assembly